Molecule: messenger RNA, 1530 nt
Organism: Coregonus sp. 'balchen'
Lineage: Eukaryota; Metazoa; Chordata; Actinopteri; Salmoniformes; Salmonidae
Source: the annotation of a GenBank genome assembly
AUAGCGAUAUUUUGAAGUGCCCAUGUGCGCAUGUGGGCCUUGUUUUCAUCUCUAGUUGGUCUUCCGAAACUAUCAAUUAUAUCUUCAAAUACAUUUUCAUAUCUAAGAAAAUCAGCUUUUUGAUGUAGAAAUAACUGCAAUUACAUAGCUUUUAUCGAUAGUUUCUGACUUAUGUACACGUGUUGUUACAUUGCAGAGAUACAAGAACGGAGGUAUAAGAACGGACACAAGGCUCGGAUUGGACCACAAGAUUUUCCAACGUUGCGUUAACAGAAGUAGCUCCUCCCAUCUUUAGUAGGACAACGAAAUUACAGUUUGUGUGUCAACAAGUUAUUAUUAAUAAAUACAUGUAAAGAACAUAGCUAGCAACAACAUAUUUUCUACAUAUGUAUGUUGCAAUAUUCAACAAGUCAGUCUGAAAGUAACGUGUUCUAUUGAUAACCAUCGAGCUUGCCACAGGAAACUAACGUUUGCUGCGUUAAUAGCUAGUUAGCUACUUACAAUAGCUAGCAGUAACGUUAGCAGCUAACGCGUUAGCUAGCUAGCUUGUUUAGAUGUUUAGCCCAGUUGGAUGGAACGUAAACAACAGUUGAAGGGUGUGCUGGAAUAGCAAGUUCCCCCAUAUAUUCCAUCUGCUUCUGUGGGGAAACAGAUCACCAUGAACUGCCGUUCGGAGGCUCUGGAAGUGUCGGUGGAGGGAAGACAGGUCGACGAGGCCAUGUUGGCUCUGUUACACACUAUCUUACUGCAUCGCAGCACUGGGAAAUUUCAUUACAAGAAAGAGGGCACCUACUCCAUUGGCACUGUUGGCACACAGGACAUUGACUGCGACUUCAUUGAUUUCAGUUUUGUUCGUGUUUCUUCAGAUGAGCUUGACAGGGUCAUCAGGAAAGCAGUAGGAGAAUUCAAGGUAGGCUUAUCUGAUGACUGAUUGUUGAAAUUGAUAGAUAUAAUACACUAAAACAUAUAGCUAGAUAACAUAUGAGUUAUGUUCUGUAUAACAAUAAUUGUUAUUUAUUGGCAUCCAUUGACCUCUGGAUCUAUAUUGUGCUUUACAGGAUGCCAUGGGAAAUGGGACAGAUGGAAUGGGACAAAUCUCACUGGAGUUCUACCAGAAAAAAAAGUCCCGGUGGCCUUUCUCCGAUGAGUGUAUUCCCUGGGAGGUCUGGAGCAUUAAGGUCAAUGUCGUCAACCUGGCCAACGAGCAGGAGAGACAGAUCUGCCGGGAGAAAGUGGGCGAGAAGCUGGGUGAGAAGGUGAUCAACAUCGUGGAGGUGAUCAACCGGCACGAGUACCUACCCAAGAUGCCCACCCAGUCGGAAGUGGACAAUGUGUUCGACACCAGCCUCAAAGACGUCCAGCCUUACCUGUACAAAAUCACUUUUCAGAUCACUGAUACGCUGGGCACCUCAGUGAGCACCACCAUGAGAAGGCUAAUAAAAGACACCUUAGCACUGUGAGGGCACCUCAAGAUGAUGUGCAUCUUAAAACAUGGCUGUGGGUAGCCUGGUUCCAAAUCGUUUUGUGCUG